GAGGUAUCCUCGGAUAUUCCUUCCUCAAUCCAUCUGCUUCUACGGAAUCUGUCAGCAAUCCCGACGGGACGCAGCCAGCUUGAAUCUGUGCCAAUCCUUUGAUUUUAGCUGCUGGUGUUGUCUGCUUCAUUCUGUGGCGGUGCAGGCAGCCAGACGACCAUUCUCCAUGAGGAGCAGUGGAAGAUGCCGGCUCUGCCAGCUCUGCUGCUGUCGAUUCACUUCCUCUUCCUCCUCCUGCUGCUUCUGACCAUGGCCCCGUCCUCCCACAGCCAUGCUCCCGUUCUUGCAGCUGUCAGGAUGGCUGCUAUUUUAGAUGAUCAAUCAGCAUGUGGACGGGGAGAACGGUUGGCUUUAGCUCUGGCCCGAGAGAACAUCAACAGUGUGAUGGAGGGCCCGUCACGAGCUCGCGUGGAGGUUGACAUCUUUGAACUUCAGAGAGACUCUCAGUACGAGACUACCGACACAAUGUGUCAGAUCUUGCCAAAGGGAGUGGUCUCUGUUAUUGGUCCAGCCUCUAGUCCUGCUUCUGGAUCAACUGUCAGUCAUAUAUGUGGGGAAAAAGAGAUCCCUCACGUAAAGAUUGGUCCAGAGGAGACUCCGCGCUUGCCAUAUCUGCGCUUUGCCUCAGUGACGCUGUAUCCUAGCAACGAGGACUUGAGCUUGGCCAUCGGUGCCAUCCUGCGUUCUUUCAGUUACCCUACGGCCAGCUUGAUCUGUGCCAAAGCAGAGUGCCUGCUACGAUUGGAGGAGCUUGUGCGUCACUUCCUCAUCUCCCGGGAAACUCUUUCAGUCAGAAUGCUUGAUGAAAACUUGGACCCCACCCCCCUGCUGAAGGAAAUCCGUGAUGACAAAGUUGCAACUAUUAUUAUUGACGCCAAUGCAUCAGUGUCAAUACUAAUACUAAAGAAGGCCUCAGAAUUAGGAAUGACUUCAGCCUUCUACAAGUACAUCCUCACCACAAUGGAUUUCCCUCUGUUGCGACUGGAUGAUGUGGGAGAUGAUCAGACAAAUAUAGUUGGCUUCUCCAUGCUGAACAGCAGUCAUCCUUUCUACCUAGAGUUCAUCAGGAGUCUGAACCUGUCAUGGAGGGAAGGCUGUGAUAUCAGCCCUUACCCUGGUCCAGCGUUGUCAUCAGCACUGAUGUUCGAUGCGGUGCAUGUGGUUGUUGGGGCAGUGCAAGAACUGAACCGCAGUCAGGAGAUUGGCAUGAAGCCUCUUAGUUGCACAUCCUCCCUCAUCUGGCAGCAUGGCACCAGUCUCAUGAACUACCUGCGCAUGGUAGAGUAUGAUGGCCUGACAGGCCAUGUGGAGUUUAACAGCAAAGGCCAGCGGACCAAUUACACCCUGCGUAUUCUCGAAAAAGUCAAGGGAGGUCACAAAGAGAUUGGUGUAUGGUACUCCAAUAACACAUUGGCUAUGAACGCCACAUCUUUAGACAUCAAUACGUCUGAGACGUUAGCCAACAAGACACUUAUCGUCACCACAAUAUUGGAAGAUCCAUACGUGAAGCGCAAGUCAAACUACCAGGACUUUCAGGGUAACGAUCAGUACGAGGGAUUCUGUGUGGAUAUGCUGCGGGAGCUGGCGAAUAUAUUGAAGUUUUCUUUCCGGAUCAAGCUAGUAGAUGACGGGCUCUAUGGAGCUCCAGAACCUAAUGGGUCAUGGACCGGCAUGGUGGGGGAGCUCAUCAACAGGAAAGCUGAUCUAGCUGUAGCUGGAUUUACCAUCACAUCCGAGAGGGAAAAGGUCAUAGAUUUCUCCAAACCUUUCAUGAACCUAGGCAUCAGUAUCCUGUACCGUGUUCAUAUAGGCAGGAAGCCAGGUUAUUUCUCUUUCUUGGAUCCCUUUUCUCCAGCCGUCUGGCUCUUUAUGCUGUUAGCCUAUCUGGCUGUUAGCUGUGUCCUUUUCCUGGCAGCCAGACUGAGUCCUUAUGAAUGGUAUAACCCCUUCCCGUGUUGGCGUGACCGCAAGGAUCUCCUGGAGAACCAGUACACACUGGGAAACAGCCUGUGGUUUCCAGUCGGUGGUUUCAUGCAGCAGGGCUCAGAGAUAAUGCCCAGGGCCCUCUCUACACGCUGUGUCAGUGGGGUUUGGUGGGCAUUCACGCUGAUCAUCAUCUCCUCCUACACGGCGAACCUUGCAGCGUUCUUGACGGUCCAGAGGAUGGAGGUGCCAAUCGAAUCGGCUGAUGACUUAGCAGAUCAGACGAACAUCCAAUAUGGCACGAUUCAAGGAGGAAGUACUAUGACCUUCUUUAUGAAUUCACGCUACCAGACGUACCAACGCAUGUGGAAUUACAUGUACUCCAAACAGCCCAGUGUGUUCGUGAAAAGCACAGAGGAGGGAAUAGCACGGGUUUUAAACUCCAGAUAUGCUUUCCUGCUAGAGAGCACAAUGAACGAGUAUCACCGCCGCCUCAACUGCAACCUCACACAGAUAGGAGGACUGCUGGACACCAAGGGCUACGGCAUCGGCAUGCCUCUGGGCUCUCCAUUCAGAGAUGAGAUCACGUUAGGUGUGCUGCAACUGCAGGAGAACAACAGAUUAGAAAUCCUGAAACGUCGUUGGUGGGAGGGAGGAAAGUGUCCUAAAGAGGAGGACCAUCGAGCUAAAGGUCUAGGUAUGGAGAAUAUCGGUGGAAUAUUCGUGGUGCUGAUAUGUGGGCUCAUAAUAGCUGUUUUUGUAGCCAUUAUGGAAUUCGUGUGGUCCACACGCCGGUCGGCCGAGACAGACGAGGUGUCAGUAUGUCAAGAAAUGAUGACUGAAUUCAGGAAUGUCAUCUCCUGUAAAAAGAACUCUCGUUUGCGGCGCCGUCGCCCCCUCUCAUCUCAGGGUGUCCUGCGCCACCCAGCCCGUCUCCCUUUAGGAGCUCCCAGGCCCAUUCGUCUUGUCCGGGAGAUGCGUCUCAGCAAUGGCAAACUCUACAGCGGGACAGGGUCAUUAACUGGAGCCACAACAGGACCAGGAGUGGGUGCUGUGGAAAUGGGCCCAGGCCCUCAGCGACUGCUGGAGGACCCUCUGACUGUCAAUGUCUCGAAUAACCCAUCAUCUUUGAUCCCACCUGCAGCGCCACGUGGCUGUACGCACGUUCGAGUUUGCCAGGAAUGUCGGCGAAUACAGAGCCUUCGUUCCAUGUCGUCUUGUUCGCGUAUCUCACCGUUGACAUCAGCCACGUCUUCUCUUCCGCGUCUACCCCCGCCCCCUUCCGCCUCCAACACAAACACUGACAGCGAGGGAGGGGACUCGGUCAGUCCACGUAGGCCGAAACCUAUGCCCCCUCCAAGGCCAAUACCGCCAACUAAAACUCCUUCUACUGAUCUGCUCUGCAAGCAGGACUGAGACCAUGGGAAGAGACUGUGUUAAGGAAAUCAUUGUUGACACAUUAAAUACAUGUAACAUGUGUGCAUUGCUGGAGGUCAAGCAGAUACACCCCAAGCAGAGACUCAUAAAUAGCUCUGUCAACACCUUCAGUUAAAGUGACCUCUGGGAUACUGCAAAAAAAUGGGAUAUUCUUGGAGUUGAGGUCCUUGCAAAAAACUGAUGCAAACUUCAUUGAAUCUUAGCAAGAGAAUCGAAUCAGAGAUGAUUCAGCUAACCAUUUCUGUUACAAGUGUCCGAUUUAAAUCCAUGUCAUGCAAUGGCACGGGGAAAGCCAGUAAGGUUUGGCACAUUGUUGAGACUAUGUAAUGCAUAUCCCAUGAAAGUAUGCUAUGCAACAUGUCAUAAAGGGAAAAACUGAGGGAAAAUGAACGGAUGACUAUCAAUUUUACAGGAGAGGGGCAGCUUACGCUCUCUUCUCCAUGAUUUGUGAUGGGGGACUACAGUCCUGGGAGGACCGUAGUGUCUGUACCGAUGUGUGCAUAUAAAACUGAUAUGACUUUGGUGCAAAUUAAUUUUCUUUCUUUCUCUCUUUCUGUAAUAGUAAAAUGAGAAGGGGAGGGUAACAAACAGUGCUCCAGAAUCUGGUUCUAUUCCUGAAUGUCACUUGCUUCCUUUCCUUUCUAGCUGCUUUUUUCCAUCUUA
This is a messenger RNA of Xyrauchen texanus (razorback sucker), 4023 nucleotides long. RefSeq names its product glutamate receptor ionotropic, kainate 5. The coding region runs from base 184 to 3339 and encodes 1051 amino acids. The record is from RefSeq and is a predicted model, not a curated record. Gene Ontology annotation, cellular component: presynaptic membrane; plasma membrane; kainate selective glutamate receptor complex. Gene Ontology annotation, molecular function: transmitter-gated monoatomic ion channel activity involved in regulation of postsynaptic membrane potential; kainate selective glutamate receptor activity. Lineage: Eukaryota; Metazoa; Chordata; Actinopteri; Cypriniformes; Catostomidae. The transcript is spliced from 20 exons. Gene Ontology annotation, biological process: monoatomic ion transport; synaptic transmission, glutamatergic; modulation of chemical synaptic transmission.